CUGGGUCGUGCAUUCCGCGUCCGACUUUCGAUCCACCAUGUUGCGCUCGAGCUCGCUGCUAAGUGUCGCCUUUGUCUUGGGCCUGGCCUUCGUCUCCGUCUCCGUCUCCGGGGAGAUAGUGAACUUCCAGCCGUGUGCUGAUAGCGUGGACACCUGCACGGUCCACCAAGUGAGGGUGACGCCCUGCCCGGAGGCGUUGAGCAACGCGGCUUGCCACAUCCGCCGGCGUCACCGCUUCGAGAUGAGCUUCGACUUCACGCCCCAGUUCGAUGCCGACACCCUCGACGCCAGCUUGGGCUGGGCCAAGUCCGAGACCGUGGAGCUCCCCCUGCUCACCAUGGACCGCGAGGCCUGCAAGUACACCACCUGCCCCGUGCGCUCCGGCGUGAGGCAGACCUACACCAACAACAUGCCCGCCGACGCCAAGUUCCCGCUCAGUUCGUACACCAUUCGGUGGUCCCUGAGGGAUCCCGCCAGCGGCAAGCGCUGCUGCUUCACCCACGACAUCAAGGUGGUGCGUUAGAGGACCCCCAGAGUCCACAGCACACAACGCUGUGAAAUAAACUCUUUUUUUUU
This is a messenger RNA of Drosophila ficusphila, 576 nucleotides long. It is a transcript of the gene Npc2h, whose product is annotated as MD-2-related lipid-recognition protein. The transcript has a single exon. Bases 38 to 523 code for a protein of 161 amino acids. Gene Ontology annotation, molecular function: sterol binding. The record is from RefSeq and is a predicted model, not a curated record. NCBI's taxonomy places the organism in Eukaryota, Metazoa, Arthropoda, Insecta, Diptera, Drosophilidae. Gene Ontology annotation, biological process: intracellular cholesterol transport.